AUGUCAUUAUCCAACGGGAGUAGUGGCACCAACGGGUCUACCAAGGUCACCCCUAUUUUGCAACAACUGCGAAAGUUUAACAGCAAGUGGCUCAGACUCUGCUGGCAUGACUAUACAUCGACCGCAAGAUGCCGCCUGGUCCCCAUGAAGCGGGUGCUGGCCUUAUUGGAGUGUGGUGAGCCCUUCAGUUUACCGAUCACCAAGGCUAGCCUUGGAAUGCUCCAAACGGACGCCUUGGUUCCGGAGAUCACCGGUACCGGGAUGUAUGAGGCUUUUCCAGACUGGCUGUCUCUGAGGCAAGGUCCUGUUCCGGGCCAUGCAUCAGUAUUUCUUGAUUUCAAACACAAGGACGGAUCUGACGUUGAUCUUUGCCCCCGAACACUUCUCCGAAAUACUCUCGCAUCAGCAGAGAUGCACGGUUUAUCGUUUCUGCUUGGCUUCGAGCUCGAAUUCGUGAUACUUGAGACCUGCGGAGAGAAUCAGCCACAAGCUUUGCGCCACGUCGCUCACGGAUGGUCUUUGGCUAGAGCAAUCGCCGACUGUGGCCGACACGGAAGCUUUAACAGCAAAAUUGAUGAGCUACUCGACAACCUGCAAGCUGCAGGCAUUGAGAUCGAGCAGCUUCACACCGAAACGGGGCCGGGACAGUACGAAAUCGUCCUGCCGCCACUGACGCCUCUGGAAGCAUGUGAUACCCUGCUUCGGACCCGUCACAUUAUCGAAGCCGUGGCCAUGCGGAAUGGGUUCCACGUGACACUGCAUCCGAAGCCCUUUGCUGGAGGUAGUGGCUCUGCCUCGCAUAACAAGGAGGCACCACUGCGAAAGUGUGUAGACAGUCACUGGGAGAUGAAGACUCUGGAUGGUCUGGCGAACCCCUACAUCGCUGUAGCAGGCAUACUUGCAGCCGGAACAGAUGGCUUGGUCAAGGGGGAGCCCUUGAUUUGGCUCGACUGUGCCGUCGAUCCAGCGAAACUUACGGAUGAGCAGCGACAAGAUCUUGGUGUGAAGAGGAGGUUUCCCAAGAACUUAGGGGAGGCUCUUGAUGCUCUCAAAAGCAAUGAGGUGCUGAAGGAGUCCUUGGGACGCGAGGUUGUACAGAGAUAUACGGACGUUAAAAAUGGCGAGAUGCACAUGAUGGAUUCAAUGACGGAGGAAGCGCGCCGAAAAUGGAUCAUUGAGAGAUAUUGA
This is a messenger RNA of Verticillium alfalfae VaMs.102, 1188 nucleotides long. Its product is annotated as fluG. NCBI's taxonomy places the organism in Eukaryota, Fungi, Ascomycota, Sordariomycetes, Glomerellales, Plectosphaerellaceae. The transcript is spliced from 2 exons. The record is from RefSeq and is a predicted model, not a curated record. Gene Ontology annotation, molecular function: glutamine synthetase activity. Bases 1 to 1188 code for a protein of 395 amino acids.